CCAGACAAACACGGAAGUGGAUGAAGCAGAGAGCCAGAGGGAGACAUGAUGGAGCAACACCGCUUUGACAGAGUCGGCCUUCUGUCGCCUCUAGAGGAGUCCAGCGCGGAGAUCAGCAGAGACAGCGGCAUCGUGUCUCAAAGUGCGAGCAGUCUGUCCAUGGUCAGCGAAAUUCUGAGCAGCGGAACCGUGUCGCAGAGUCCCAGCUUCGGCGCAGCGGCGGCUAACGUUAGCCCUCAGAGCCCGUACGGAGCGGCGGAGCCCGGGACUGCCGAGCGGGACGAUCCGGAGCCCGACCAAGACCUGAGACACACCGCCCUCAGCUACUCUGCCUACAUCAGAGCCAGCGCCGGAGAAGAGAUCCUUUGCUUCGAGAAGAGCUUGGAGGAAAUGCUGACUAGAGUAGAUGAGUUUGUUGGCAUGCUGGAUAUGAUCCGUAACGAUACCUCCCAGAUAGUGAAUGAAAAUCUACCUCAAAUCCAGCAGAAAGCUGAAGAAAUGAGACAACUGUACAGGCGAAUUGACAAAUUAGAAGCUUUUGUAAAGAUGGUGGCAGAAAACGUCAGUGCCAUGGAAGAGCAGGUCUCACAGGCAGAAGGAGAACUAGGAACACUGCCGAGUGCUUUCAAGAAGAUCCUCCGCACGAUGACUGUCCCAGGCUUCUUAAACAAACCAGCCAGCCCAAGAAGACCAGCACCACAUCAGCGUCAGGAGACUCCAAAUGUGUUCAGGACAGAUGAUUAUUUCACGUCACAGCCAGAACAGUGACACACGAGGACAUUUCAACACGUGACUUCUGACCUCAGAGGCCCGCUGGCUGGUAGAGUUCCACUGCUGUUCACUGCAAAAGGAUUCAUCGACGCCACAGCCUCAACGAAGCAAUAGCAGUCCUUCUGAACAAGUCGCUGGAAGUCAAACGCGUUUAUGACAUUCAGUUUUUGAGUGUUCUUCUUCCGGCAGCACUGAACUGUAGCAAACUGACUGACUUAUUUUUUUUUUAAGUGCCUAAGAGGUCUUGUUUUUCAAUAAGUGUGCAGAAAAUAAAAAUGUGAGCAAGGAUGGAGACGUGGGACACUGAGAAGAUGAUACAAUAACAGGAGCUGUACAGAUCUUAAAACUUAAAGCUUUUUUAAUAUCUAUAUAUCUGAAAUUCCUAUUACUUUUUUUAUUAAACUAAGAAAAACCUGCAUGCUGUUCUAAAAACAUCUGUAUUUCUAAUAUUGCAUCGGUCUCUCCAAGCAACAGCGAUCUCAUUCCAUUUGAACAACUGAUGUCUUCCAGCGCUUGAGAAACGUCACUGUGUAGCUGCCUCUGGGUGACGGGUGCUUAUAAUUAAAAUGGAGGCUGUUUCUUUUUCGCCAUGCUAAAGACGAGAUGUUUGUGCCUCAAGUGAAGCUCGUAGAUCAAAGUUUGGACCAGUGAUGAUGAAUCUGUGAUCCAGUAUUGUAACAAUAAUUUGACACACCUUCAUUCUAUUAAAACUAUUGAACCACAUGAUGCUCCACCCCACCCCUUCAAAUAAGGUUUAAUCAGCUGUCAUUCAUUAGUUGCCAAAGUAGUUCAAAAAGAAGAUUUUCAAGUUUAUUAUUAUGAAUGUUUUAUAAGUAAUAAUUAAAUUUGAUUUCUGGUAA
Messenger RNA from Thalassophryne amazonica, 1631 nucleotides. It is a transcript of the gene bloc1s4, whose product is annotated as biogenesis of lysosomal organelles complex-1, subunit 4, cappuccino. The record is from RefSeq and is a predicted model, not a curated record. The transcript has 5 exons. NCBI's taxonomy places the organism in Eukaryota, Metazoa, Chordata, Actinopteri, Batrachoidiformes, Batrachoididae. Gene Ontology annotation, cellular component: BLOC-1 complex. Bases 46 to 768 code for a protein of 240 amino acids.